UGUUGGCAGGUAGAACAACAAGUGCGCGGGUUAAAUGGAAUUGAAAAAUCUAAUAAAAUUAAUGAAUACAUGAUUGGUAUUUAUAGUAAUUAUAAACAGACAAUGAAUAGUAUUUAAAUGCGGGCUUUGCUUGAGCGCUGGAUGGAAAAGAAGUUAAAGGUUAAGCUAUUUGAGGUUUUUGAAUAGCGAAUUAUCGAAAUUCAGUAGAUUUGAGAUUUAAUGUGUUAUCGUAGACAAAUUUUAGACAUUUUUUAUUCCGUGUAUCAAGACUGCAACAUAAAAUAUAUUCACAUAAUUUGGCUGAGGUAUUUAAUAUAGUGAGUAUAUUCGAUUUGAUCAUUAAGCCCCGAAUCAAACAGAUGGAGGAACCUUUGUGAAUGGGUUUCAUACCUAAAACCAAUACGACUCUUAAAACCAGUUUAUUUUUCAAGUGUAUUACUUUCGCGUUUCUGUGUGAUCUAUUGUGAAUUUAUCUACAUCAUAUCUCAUGCACUUUACACUCGAUAUAACUGUAAAACAUAGGAUUAUUCUUUGAACGGCAUCUACUGAAUUAUCGAUCUGGAGAAAGAGUAGGUGUAAGAGUGCUGGAAACUGCAAUUGCCUACCAUAGCAUAUGUUUUCCGCUUUUUACGAGCAUAAUUGCUUUGCUUGAGAAGUGUCUUUGAUGUUUUAGUGAACUUAAAAAAUACACGAAAAUAUUUGUAAUCUUGAAGAAAAGAAAACUAACAACAAAAGUUUACAGCUGUCUUCAUAAUAUCCGCUACGAUUAGAAAUGAAGCGAAGAAAUAAGACAAAAGACAUGCUAGCGAAAUUGGUCAACGAACAAGCAGUUAACGAAAAGGCAAAAGAAAUUAUACAGAAUGAACUGCAGCAAAUGGUAACGCGGAAAAACAUGCUGGAAUCUGUGCCGGAAAACCCAUCUACAAGUCGUGCUAAGCCAAAACCUGAACUUUCACCGAAGAUUAUUUCAAAACUCAAGGACUCAUUCGAAAGUGCCUUUUAUAGAGACAACGAUCAAAUGAAAAUACCGAAAAUACAAAGUAUUUACACCGCGCAGAAUCUCAGAUCAAAAGGUAGAGACAUACCGAAAUGUCGCAUUAACACUAAAACCGAUAUCGAAGAUACGUUAAUAAUUUUGCGUGCUUUCGAGCUGCAAGCAUUAAUUGUACAAGAGAGAAUCGUAGAAGAAGUCGAAGAAAAACGUAGAACGGCUGGGUAUGUGAUAAGCCCUUACAUACGAGUCAGACUUGCAAAAUUAAGCGCUUUACGUGAGGGCAUACGAAAAGAUACCAAAGUAUUGCAUGAACAACUCAAAAAUUCGAACAAAAAAUACAAAAAACAUAUUGAUGUCAAUGAAAAUAAUGCGGAUCCUAUCAUAAUUAUAGGUUCUAAUGGGCAACAGAUAUCUAUUGAUGACUACAAUCCUUCAAAAGGUAACAAGAAGAAUCCAAUUGGUGUCAUAUAUCUGCCACGAAAAUCACAUGAACAAAUUAGAAUGGAGUUUAGAGGAGCUUUCUAUGUGAACAUUGUCCCUGAGCUGGAGGAUAUUUACUCAAGGCAAAACACCGGCGCAAAAGGGGCAAAUUCUUCGGCGGAACGUCGCAACGCGCAGGAGCAUUGCGAAAUACUUUCGAGACUUAUAAAAGUUAUAGAGUCAGAUCUUUUGAAGACUGUCACCAAUGAAAUAGCUAAUGAAAUGAAAAAUUUCGAUGCAGGAUGUGAAAGUCUUUAUGAUGUCGAUCCUGAUAGCGAUGUCGAUGAGAAAAGUAAAUUAUUGUUAAACGAUACAAACACUAUCAUAUUGGUGAAUACCGAAGGUGAAGAGAUAUCUGAUCAGGAAUUCAAAAAAUUUAUCUUGAAUGAGCUUUCCCAUCAGUCCAGUUCAAUAAAUUAGAUGUAAGGUUUUUCGUUUGAGUUUGCAUUUUAAUAAACAAAAUAAUAGUUAAAUGUCAAGAAACACA
Molecule: messenger RNA, 1961 nt
Organism: Zeugodacus cucurbitae (melon fly)
Lineage: Eukaryota; Metazoa; Arthropoda; Insecta; Diptera; Tephritidae
Exons: 5
Coding region: 773-1894 (373 amino acids)
Source: RefSeq, a predicted model, not a curated record